Molecule: messenger RNA, 735 nt
Organism: Branchiostoma floridae (Florida lancelet)
Lineage: Eukaryota; Metazoa; Chordata; Leptocardii; Amphioxiformes; Branchiostomatidae
Exons: 3
Coding region: 40-735 (231 amino acids)
Source: RefSeq, a predicted model, not a curated record
AGUAUUGGCAUGUUAGUGCAUUGAUGAAUUGAUGCUUGAAUGCCUGACUCCUAUCCAUGUUUGCAGCAAUGUAUUGAGCAGCAUCAUGCACUUAUGCUUCAGAUUUUCAACACUGAAAACUCGGAGGAAGGAAUCGAAGAGGAGGCGGAGGAGGAUGGGAACGUUGUGGCCGGAACAUCGACAGGGGGGACAACUCCCUGUGGCUCCCACGCUAUUGGGUCCAAGGGUGUGAAGAGGCCUAAUUCUAGUGACAACCCAAACAGCAAGAAGAAAGCGGUCACCACUUCUAGUCUGUCUGACGUCUUGGCAAAGUUCCUGCAUGACACUGAGAAGGAGAAGAGCAGGGCACAAAAAGAAGUGGAAAACCUCGCCAAGGAGAGUCAACAACCGGUAGAUGAAAGGUUUGCAUGGAGUCAGUGGCUCACCUCGACUUGCUUUCGUGUCCCACCGGCCCACUUCUACCAGUACCAGAGGGAGACCUUCGAAACGACCAUGCGCUGGCUACCUAACGAACCAGCGGCACUGCCGGGGAGACCAAUGCCAGGCCCCCCAGUCUUGGCGCCACUACGGCACUACACUCCUCACCAAGGAUAUACUCCACUGCAGCCGCCGACACAGCACAACACACCCGACUUUGCUCAACUGCAUGGAGAAGAUCAACAGCAUUCUGUAAUGGGCUGGAUGCCUGCUGUCCCGCAGGCCAGACAGACAGAGGACCACCCUGCAGGGACCUAG